Acanthopagrus latus (yellowfin seabream) is the source of this 5256-nucleotide messenger RNA. Its product is annotated as galanin receptor type 1-like. Gene Ontology annotation, molecular function: galanin receptor activity. Gene Ontology annotation, cellular component: membrane. The coding region runs from base 1 to 1053 and encodes 350 amino acids. The transcript is spliced from 3 exons. Gene Ontology annotation, biological process: positive regulation of cytosolic calcium ion concentration; negative regulation of adenylate cyclase activity; G protein-coupled receptor signaling pathway. The record is from RefSeq and is a predicted model, not a curated record. Lineage: Eukaryota; Metazoa; Chordata; Actinopteri; Spariformes; Sparidae.
AUGAACUUAACCGACUCCGUGUGGCUCUUGGAGGAGCUGUGGAACAUCAGCAGAGCGGACGAGGAGGACCAGAAACUUUUGUUCGGCAUCGGCACGGACAAUUUCAUCACGCUGCUGGUUUUCGGGCUCAUCUUCACGCUCGGCGUCCUGGGCAACUCCAUGGUGAUCACCGUGCUGGCCCGGAGCAAACCGGGGAAGCCACGGAGCACCACCAACAUAUUCAUCCUCAACCUGAGCAUCGCGGACCUCUCCUACCUGCUCUUCUGCAUCCCCUUCCAGUCCACCAUCUACAUGAUGCCGACGUGGGUCCUGGGCGCGUUCAUCUGCAAGUUCAUCCACUACUUCUUCACCGUGUCCAUGCUGGUGAGCAUCUUCACCCUGUCUGCCAUGUCCGUGGACCGGUACAUUGCCAUCGUGCACUCCAGAAAGUCCUCCUCCAUCCGGGUGGCCAAGCACGCUCUGAUCGGGGUGGUGGUGAUCUGGGCGCUCUCCCUGGCCAUGGCCGCGCCUGUCAUGUACUACCAGAACAUUUUCCACCGGGGAGAGAAUCACACCUUCUGCUGGGAAGUGUGGCCGUCUCAGAACCAGAAGAAGGUCUACGUGGUUUGCACGUUUGUGUUUGGUUACGUUUUGCCCUUACUGCUCAUCACCUUCUGCUACGCAAAGGUUUUAAAUCACUUGCACAAAAAGCUAAGAAACAUGUCCAAAAAGUCAGAGGCGUCAAAGAAAAAGACGGCUCAGACGGUCCUCGUGGUGGUGGUGGUGUUCUGCCUCUCUUGGCUCCCUCAUCACGUCGUUCACCUGUGGGUGGAGUUCGGGACCUUCCCGCUGAACCAGGCCUCCUUCGUGCUGCGCGUGGCCGCCCACUGCCUGGCGUACAGCAACUCAUCCGUCAACCCGGUCAUCUACGCCUUCCUGUCCGAGAACUUCAGGAAGGCUUACAAGCAGGUGUUCAAAUGUCAGAUCGGAAGCAGCGACUCCCCGCUCAACGACAUCAAGGAGAUCCGGAGCAAAGCGGACACGCCACCCUCGACUAAUUGCACCAACGUUUGACUGCCAGCGCGUGGCUUUUGGCACGAAAGUGAAAUAUGGCGACGGUCACACUGGAACAUAAUGCCAAGUCAUAGCGCGGGAGCCGUCAUUCAUCGAGUGGGUGUGUGGACUUUUUGAUGCAGCUAAAUGUGGCUGCUUUGAUGUUGCUGCAGCUGUACUGUUCCACAUAAGCGCUGUUCAUUAAACCAGGACGAGAGGAGAUAAAGCCGCGGUGGCUGCAGGACGUUAUUACUGCGUCUUUGAUCAGUGUCUGUCUCCAGCAUCUCCUCUCUUCAUAACCCGCGGAGUCUGAAACUCAGGAAAAUAAUCCUCUGUCUGAAGUCCGUCCGUCCAUCCAUCCGUCCAUCCAUCCAUUUUCUCCCGCUUAACCCAAGUUUGGGUCAUGGAGGCAGCAAGUUUAGAACGGUAUUCUGAACCUCCUUCUCCCCAGUAAGGCUUUCCAGCUCCCAGGCCAGAUGGGACAUAUAGUCCCUGUCUGAAGUGACAUUUACAAAUUACGUUUUUCAGGUUUAACAUAAGUCAGUCUUUAUUUUGACCCACAUUACGAUGUCAAGGUAAAAUUAUUGUCAUUUAAAAAAGAAAAAAAACAAAAAAAACGUGUUUAAAAAAAAAAGUUUGAGUGUUUUGUGACAGAUUCAAGAGCAAAAUGAAGGCUUCGUUACGUCCACACUGAAGGCUAGCACAACAACUUGUUUUCCUCUUUCUCCAAGAGGAUGCGGCGUGUGGGUGCAGGGUUUCAGAAUUGUGUAAUUGAAAGUUGUGUCGUAGCUUCUAGAAAACAACCAACCAUUGUCAUUGCACCCUGUGUAAAUAAGUCCUCCAUUUUGAACAGAUUUGGUUGUAAAUAUUACAGACGAUGAGGCUAAUAUAUGCCUGUUAAAGCCUCACUACAGUAUAUUCGGCUGUUAUGCUACAUUAACAGAUUAUGUUGUGUGGCAUGACCGAGCAGGGCCGUGCAACAUAUUGAGCUCGGUGCUCGUUUCUGCACCCUUUCUGGUCGCAAAACAAUCGAACAAGAGAUCCUGUGGAGAUCCUGAUGUUGUAUGCCAUAUGUAUGUGAUGUGCCAAGCCUCCACACAGUAGCUUUACCUCAGUAUAUUCAAACAAAAAUCAAUAUGAGACCUUUAACUUGGACCUACAGUAUCGCAUCAGUUUCGCGUGUGCAUCUUUGGAAGUUGUGGAGUUAAAGGAAUGGUUUUUUUUUUGCAUCCUUCAUGCACUCCUUAAGAAAAAAAGAUCAAACGUUAAGCUCUGUGUGGAUUCUUCUGAAGUUAGGCAACCCACGUUUCAAGGAAGGGGUCGAGCCCGCUGCAGGAUUUUGCUGCAACAGCUAAUAUGACUGAUUAACACCGGAGAGGAAGCCCUCAUCAGAGCAAACAAUGGACUCUCAUUCUCUGUCUGUCUGAGAGGAGCUGAGAUGAAUGUCAAAGACAGAGCGGAGGAGGUUCAGUUGAUAACUUUGCUCACUGUAGCACUGAAUGUACAGAGGACGAUUCUCAUUCAUGCCCAUGCAGGACUGAAGAACCUCUGUUUUAAGUGGCCCACUUGCAUGGAACUGUGAUCCAGGAGGAGCGCGGGACAUGUCUUGGUGUAUGUGAGAUCAUGGUGGACACAUAUCACAAUGGGAGGGACUGUAACAUCUCUGGUGAAUGAAACUGAAGUGGAACACAACUAGCAUUCGCUUUAAAAUACACAAUUUAAAGAGCACAUGUACAAAAGAAUGUAUUUUGAACAGAAAAUGCCAUUAUUUUUUUUUUAUUUUGCAGCACAACUUACCUUGUAAAUAUUACAUGGUACUAACAUAAUGCAUACUGCAUACCGCAUACAGAUGUGUCAUCAAACACUGCUGUUCUGCCACUGCCCUUGACGUCGCGUACAGACAACAGAGACAAGGUACAUUUCAAUGCCGCAAUGAGCCGCGCCAUGCUUUCAACUAACUCUGAUAUUUAACACCUCCCUCAUUACACGCUCAGAACAAGUCAGGUGCUGUAAAGCGACCGAGUAAAACAGAGGCCAGGAGAACGCUGUUCAUGUCAUCACGACAAAAUGUGUUCCUGGAGACACCAAUCGCAGCGGGAACUGCCACGGAAGCAGUUUUGAUUACCUUCUCAGGUGUGUCUGUGUCUGCGUUCGAGUAGUUCAGAUCAAAAUGAGAGCUGAUUUCAAAGAUGGGUAUGGUCUAACACCUGGGUACUGAGGACUAAUGUAAUAAUAAUAAUAACUGAGGAGUUUGGGUCUUAAUGGGAACAUGUUACAUCGCAGCUAAUGCGAUCCAGCUGAUGGCUGCGGGUAGAACUGAUGUUUCAUUAGAGUGCUGUGACAUUUUUUUUUUUUUUCAAGUUCCCAGACAGGAAAUUGGCAAAAAGUUGCCAGAAAUAUAGUUGAAAUUGAUAUUAAACUGCUUGGGAGUAGUUAUGUAGUUUUGGGAUCCAAUUUAGGAACUGUCACACAAUCAAAACUGAUGUUAAUGAAGAAACUAGACACAUUUCUGAGUAAUGUCAUAUAACAUCACCUAUGAUUGAGGAGCUGUUGAUAAAUUUAACAAAUGACAUUUCAGUGUAUCUGUCUUAACCAGCUGACACUAGAGUUAGGCGUCGUAGUUAUGUGCCUCCGAGCACCAGUCAAGCUGAUGUUCCUGAGCUCGUGGUGAUUCUAAGUGCUUUAUCGUAGCCAACAGGACUUGUUUCAGUUUCAGCUCUCAUCCAAGAGGCUACUUCAGUUCUAACUAACUGGAGAGGAGCUGCAGAGUUGUUGGGAGUCGGUAGGGCCGCUUGUGGGUUGUUGACCCAACCGGCCGUCAUAAUAUUAAUAAUUCAUCGGUUACGACCAGAACAUUUUUUUUUUGUCACCACUGAGUUGACGUUGGACCUUUGUGGUAUAAAAUGUCUUCUCUUCUUCAGUUUAUCCAUCUAGACAUUUGUGUAAAACAUUUUGUCAUAAACUGUUUUGUAUUUUGUAUAAACUGUUGAGUCGUGGCCAACAAAAAUUAGUUUUCGAGAGAUCCGAGUGAACUUGGCCUCUGACCACUCAAAUCAGUUCAAUUCAGUUAUAUAAUAGUCAAAUCUAGAGUCCAAGUCCAGUUUGAAUAAAUUCCCUCCAGGCAUUUCUGAGAUAUCCUGUUCACAAGAACGGGACGCCAUGAGGACCUUGACCACUGACCGCCAAAAUCUAAUCAGUUCACCCCUGAGUCCGAACAGACAUUUGUUUUGAAUUUGAAGAAAAUUUCCCCUCGAGGUGCUGACAUCCACCAGAAAGGGACGUGCUGAGAACCAUACAGGGUAACCUGAAAAACAUAAAGCCACCGGUCACAUUUAUCACUGCAACAUGUAUGAGAAAUUCCCGCUGAAAUAAUGGCCAUUAGUUUACAGUGACAGUACGCUUCCAUCAGGUAAAAACAGCGACCAUGUGUGAUAAAGCUCCCUUAUUACAAUCUGCCAUCCGCCCCCUACUAACAGUUAUACUGUUAAGCAUAAAUCAUUACACUCUGUCUAUCUCAGUGUUAAAACAGAUGAAAAUGUGAAGAGAGAGCAUCUGUCUGUUAGCUAGAAGAUCUUUGGCUCUUGACUGAACGUGUGGGUGCGCGCUCUGCAUCCAAUACCCCGUACGGAAACAGUUUUUACACUGUAAUUUGCUGCAUUUUAAAGCAUUACCUUUCGCUUUCAGUCGUCAUCAAAGCCGGAGGAUUUCUCUUCGCACGUGACACUGAACACUGCAUGUGAGGGCAAACUCUAACGCACACGGAGCAGCUGCGGAGAGAGGACGUGCGACCAAAGGUGCUCUUUCUCAGUGAGGGCUUCUUGAAGGAUUCACAUUGUUAUUUAUUCAUUCAUUCACUCACUUAUAGAUGGUAGUGUUUGUACAGCUUUUCAGUGCUCUCUGCAGUUUACUGUGAUUGUUCUGUUUGUGUCUCUUCAACCUCGUGUCCUGUAUUAACUUAGCAGUGCUGUUGAACUACAUCUUUUACCAGAAAAGAAAAACAAAACAAAAAAAAAAAAAAAUAGUCAUUUUCUUGUUGUUGAAUCUUUGUGUGCUUGAUAUGCAACACGUGAGAAACAGUAAAGUAUCUGAAGUGCUCCAUCUGGAUGACAUUUUGAAAUACAUCCAGGCUUUUGAUUGUGUCUUUAUGCAGUGCUAUGCUACAGAUAUUAUAUAAAUAUGGUAAACUUGUGGUAUUUCCCUGAAUAAAUCUUUUUAUUCCAUGAA